AUGGCUCUUGCACGACUCCGGCAUACAUGGCCUCUGCUCUGUUACCCUGUCCUCACCCAGGCAUACCUGGCAAAGUCGAUGGACACACUGAAGGACAAAGCUCCUCCGAUUCCACUCGUUCUACUUCAGCAGGCCGGUGUGCUUCACUCGAGCAAGCAGAACCUUGCCACGCGGGAGGGCUGGCGCAUGUCAGAUUUCGGCACUCAGACGGGCCGCGAGGUGCAGCAUUUGCAGACAAGAUACGAUCAGCGAUGCCUCAAUGUCGAGGAGAAUGGGAACGUGUAUAUGAGUGUUUGUCAGGCGCUUGAUCGGCAGAUGUUCUACUUCGAAGGUUCUCACAUAAAGUCCCUCGCCAGCGACAAGUGCCUUGAUUAUGACCAUUUCAACGGCAACGUGCACAUGUAUGCUUGCCACGAGCACGACAACCAGAAGUGGUACUUCCAAGGGGAAAGUCUCCGUACCAUGUGGGAUGAUAAAUGCAUGGACUACAACUACAACACUCAAAACGUAUACAUGUGGUGGUGCCAUGGAGGCAGCAAUCAGAAGUGGUUCUUCUCAGAAUCGCUUCCAACCGUCACCUCGACUACGGUGCUCGUCAGCGGAAGCACCACCACCACAAGCCUUGAUGCGACCACCGCCAUCACCAAGGCCACUACCACCACCACAUCCACCGCAUCGGCCACUGCCAGCACUACCACCAGUACGACCACUACUACCACUACUACCACUACCACAUCCACCAAUGCCACCACAGCCACCACUACCACCAUUGCAACUUUCACUUCUACAGCCAUUUCGGCCGCAGACACCACAACCACAUUCAUUCCGAACGCCAGCACCACACAUGGCGAUGACGGAACACCAGCAAAGGAGCUUCCGAUUUUUGAUCGUCCAAUCUGCAACGAUGGUGCUGUGCCACAGGUUGAGGGGCAUCUGGCCUGGAACAGUCAUUGGGUGCUGGAUGCAGGCUGCCGUUACGAGGUGUGGGAUGCCCGGGCUACAACUACCUGUUUGUCGGGUAGCUGGGUGGUGUUGCAGGGAGCAUCAAAUGGCUUGCUGAUGUUCCACACGCUGCUCAUGAUGCUGACUGCACCAUCUACGAACCGCAUCCGCUCUGGAAGGUUUGGUGGUCGAGCGGUCAUCGAUGUUUUCAUUCAAGACGGGCAGAUUCUGGAAUACAGUGCGUUACCAUCUGUCGGAAAUCCGUGUGAAGAAGUCAAGCAUGGCAUCAUGGCGGCUGCCGACAACUGCAAGCAGCAUGUCUUGAAGCAUUGGGCGGGCUUGUCAGAGCACGCUCCGGACGUGUUGCGCAUUACCAUCUUUUGCUGGUGGUUCUGGGACACAACUCCCCUGAUUAUCGAUUUAGUCGAGGCUGAUCAGCACUGGAAAGAUGCAGACGUCGCAAUGGUCGUCCAGGUGUCAGCCUGGUACACUAUUUGCAACUACAUCAAGACGCACGAAUGCCCACGACAGGACCUGCUCGAGUGCAGCGAAGACGACGCGGCGAGAAGCUUCAACUCCGAGAUGCAGUCAGCUCUAGAGAGGUUGAAACCUUUCUGCAGUGCUCGAGCUCGACGGCACGGUUGUGUCGUUGGUACGAAGUCGUGGAGUGCUGCCGGCGGUGGUCUUGGUGCAUCCUUCGCGCGCUUUGAUGAGCUUGUACGGCAGAGGAUGACAGAUUUGGAUGGGCCUACACGGCUGCGAAUGUUCGACUUUUACAAGUUUGGUGCGGGUAUGCCAGAGCAAACCAUACUGGGUCACGGUUCGCAGAUUCUGCAUUCGUGGGCCUGGCAAAUCAUGUUGAACGGCUUCUGCCCUCGAGACGCCGCCAUGAAAGUGUCUGGUCUGACUUUCUCUGGGCCCCUCUGCUCCGCUGCAGAAGUGGAUCUGGAGAAAUGUCCUGAGUAUGCUGAUCUGUGUCGCAAAUGGGGCAGGUGCACGACGUGGAUGUGUAUGAACAGCAUCCCGUGUCAGCUACUGCCAUUUGAUCUACGCACCUUCAAUGCAGCUGCCACGAUUCAAAGCUCUUCUGGAGCCUGGCCACUGGGCAGCAGAUGA
Messenger RNA from Symbiodinium sp. CCMP2592, 2058 nucleotides. NCBI's taxonomy places the organism in Eukaryota, Dinophyceae, Suessiales, Symbiodiniaceae. The record is from the annotation of a GenBank genome assembly.